Molecule: messenger RNA, 1039 nt
Organism: Dendrobium catenatum
Lineage: Eukaryota; Viridiplantae; Streptophyta; Magnoliopsida; Asparagales; Orchidaceae
Product: rho-N domain-containing protein 1, chloroplastic
Exons: 3
Coding region: 57-809 (250 amino acids)
Biological process (GO): DNA-templated transcription termination
Source: RefSeq, a predicted model, not a curated record
ACGAGAGGAUAAGGAUAGAAGAAAAGGUCUUAAUCAACUGUCUGCAGUCCGAGGCGAUGCAAGCGGUUCUACUCGCCAAUGGUGGUCUCCGCUCUAUACUGCACGUCUUCUUUCCGGCGAAAUCUUUAAUACAAGAAAAGGAUUGCAGAUUUAUCUCUGCACUUCCUCUCCGCCGAGGGCAACUCCAAUGGCCGAAUUCAACCAUCAUCAGAUCAGAAGGAAGCAGAAGAAGGCGUCCUCAGCAGCGCAGCGUUUCCUCGGAUAAGCCCAGAGAAGGAGGAAGCGAGGAAUUGAAGCGGAGAUCCAAAUCUCCAGAUAACAAAGAGAUACUUGCAUUGUUUAGGAGGAUUCAAUCUUCCAUCUCAAAGGAGGGAGAAGCUAAAGUUCCGAGAAGAAGGAAUGAGAUUACUGAUUCCGAUUCUCCCCAGCGCAAUCCAUCCAGAGGAAGAACCAAUGAGAAGGGAAGAAGAAGGGGAAGCGGACUAGAAGACGCUGCUGCGGUGGAGGAGGAUUCAAAAACUCAGAGGCCUUUGUCGAAAUUUGUAAGGAGGUCACCUAUUCCAAUAUCGUUGCCAUCUGAUGAACAGAGUUUAUUGAAUAAGGAAGAUGAGCUGGAGAAAGCACAGAAAUUAGAGGGAACAGAAGAAAAUAAGGCUGGUUCUGAGGUGUUUGAAAUGGAAAAGAUUGAUGAUAUGAAAGUUUCAGAGCUGAAAGAACUUGCAAGGGGAAAAGGGAUUAAGGGUUUUUCAAAGCUGAAGAAGGGAGAGCUAUUGCAAUUGCUGAAGGAGAGAUUAAAACCUGUUUCUUGAUUAAAUUGGACUGUUGAAGAAGUAGUGGUGAACUUUUCUGUUGGGAAUUUUAACUGUGUUUUUGCUGAGUGAUUCUAACGUGUUGUGUAUUGCUGAUCAACGAGGAACUUGUGUUGAGCUCAUUUCUGGUGUACCCUUGAUGCCAUUAGUGACUACUUUCUAUGUACUGAAUCUACUGAUUGAGCUGAGUGGCUUCUAAAUUAUAAUGUAGAUGAAUUGACUUUUAGAGA